This is a messenger RNA of Micromonas commoda, 927 nucleotides long. RefSeq lists its product with no specific name. NCBI's taxonomy places the organism in Eukaryota, Viridiplantae, Chlorophyta, Mamiellophyceae, Mamiellales, Mamiellaceae. The transcript has a single exon. The coding region runs from base 241 to 723 and encodes 160 amino acids. The record is from RefSeq and is a predicted model, not a curated record. Gene Ontology annotation, biological process: iron-sulfur cluster assembly.
CUCUCAGAAAAAGAUGGUAGAUGGGGUAAGGGGGAAGGUGGUCGGUGCGCAUAUCGAUACUCACCAGCAGUAAUCCAGACAAGGCAGACGAUAACCGAGAGCGCAGCUUUGCUCGUCCUGCUCAAAUAUCCUUCGACGGCUUUUGAGAAAACGAAAGACUCCAAGCGAGUAUCCCCAAUUUCACGUCAGCUCUUCUUUAUCACGCGCGUGGCAGUUACUCGUGAGGGCUGACGGCGACUGAUGGACUCCGAAUUUGAUAAUCCUUCACCCCUCGUUCGACGAGCGCGGUCGAGAUCGUGUACCGCGAGGACGAGUCGGGUCGAUGACAGCAAUGAUCGUACGGUCGAACCAUUUGCCUCUACAGAGAUUUUCGACCACAUCAAGAACAUCAACGAUCCCGAACAUCCUUACAGCCUUGAGCAGCUAGAUGUCGUGAAGGAGGCUGGAUUGCUGGUGGAAGGAUCGCGCGUGAAAGUUGUCUUCACCCCGACUGUCCCUAGUUGCAGUAUGGUGACCCUGAUCGGCCUUUCAAUUCGAUUGAAACUCUCUCGGGUACUUCCAAAAAGAUUCAAAGUUGACACAAUUGUCUAUCCCGGGUCGCAUACUUCGGAAAUGUCUGUCAACAAGCAGCUUAAUGAUAAGGAGCGCGUGGCUGCAGCUUUGGAAAAUCCAAAUCUAGUACAAAAGGUCGACUUGUGUCUGAGCGGCAAAACCGCGUUUUGAUCACUCGAAGUGCCAUAGCCGUUGCAAGGUCCGUCGUAGAAUAUUAUUGGGCUGGUGAUGGUCGGGCUGCUUUUCGCAGCGCAACGCCUCGUUAUAGUGACAAAUGUGAUGAAGACGCCGCUUGGCUUUUACCUUCGUAAUAUAUAUCCCGUUCAGGGUGAGAAUGUCUACCCUACAUUUAAUACACAGCACUACUCGUAGUCC